AUGGAGCAAUAAAAACAAAUAUUUUAUAAUCUUACUGAUUUUUUAAACUCUGAACCAUCAUCUAACACAAACGUGAAUCUUUAUCUUAACUAAAAAUAAAUAAAUGAUGAAGAUUUAUUAAAUUUAAGUUCUAUUUUAGAAAAGUGUAAUAAUCUUUAAACUUUUGCCCUUCAGCUUACAAGAAAUAUAUUUGGCACUUAAGGUGUAUCCAGCUUAGGUUCUGCUUUAGUAAACUGCCACUCUCUCUAAUCUCUAGACAUAAAUUUCUACUAUAACUUAAUAAAUGCAUAGUGUGUAUCAGAUUUUAUUUCAAGUCUAGAGAAAUGUGCUCACCUUUAAAAACUGAGCCUCUAUGCUGACUGCAAAGUUGAUGAAUAGACCCCCCAAAAUAUGUAUUCUUCUCUUGCAAAUUGUAGAAAUCUUUCAUCUAUAACACUCUACUUAGAGGAUAGUAAUAUUGGUGAUUAAUAAAUAUCAAAUUUAGGAUUUGCUUUAAUGAAUCGCAGUUAACUCUCAACAUUCAAGAUCUAUCUAUACAAAAAUAAUAUUGGUCCAUAAGGGAUUUUAAACUUGGGUUCUGCUUUAAAAACAUGCCCUUAUCUAAAAAAAUUAGUUCUCAACCUUAGUACUAAUUAAAUAGGUGAUAAGGGAAUAUCAGACUUAGGUUCUUGUCUACUAAGCUUCCCUAAUCUCUCUUAGUUAAAACUCAACCUAAACCAAAAUUAAAUUGGUGAACAGGGUGUGCGAGAGUUAUUUUUUGCUUUAACAAACUGCAAUAAUCUCUAUUCUUUCGAUUUUAAAUUUGGCAUUCUAACGAGUGCCUAAGACAUUUUUCAAAACCUAUGCUCUGGUUUAUGCAAAUUUAUUAGGCUCUAAAAAUUGAAAAUCAAACUUAUUAAUGACCUUAAUCAUACAUAAAAAAAUAAAUUAAGAGCUAAGAUUUGGAAAAUGAAGAGGUUAGUUGUAAAAAAACUCUUUUUAUGA
Tetrahymena thermophila SB210 is the source of this 984-nucleotide messenger RNA. RefSeq lists its product as hypothetical. The record is from RefSeq and is a predicted model, not a curated record. Gene Ontology annotation, molecular function: GTPase activator activity; protein binding. Lineage: Eukaryota; Ciliophora; Oligohymenophorea; Hymenostomatida; Tetrahymenidae. The transcript has 12 exons.